AGAAGCGCAGGGCGGGGCCGGCAGGGGGCGGUAGCGCUCGGGCGCGGCGCGGCGCGGCGCGGCGGGAGGCGGCCGGGCCCGCUCGAAGAUGGCGGUGCGGAAGAAGGACGGCGGCCCCAACGUCAAGUACUACGAGGCCUCGGACACCGUGAGCCAGUUCGACAACGUCCGCCUGUGGCUCGGCAAGAACUACAAGAAGUACAUCCAGGCCGAGCCCCCCACCAACAAGUCGCUGUCGAGCCUGGUGGUGCAGCUGCUGCAGUUCCAGGAGGAGGUUUUCGGCAAACACGUCAGCAACGCGCCCCUCACCAAACUGCCGAUCAAAUGCUUCUUGGAUUUCAAGGCGGGGGGAGCCCUGUGCCACAUCCUGGCGGCCGCCUAUAAGUCAAGAGCGACCAAGAGAUGGGGGCGUUUCGAUUUCCAGAAUCCCUCGCGGAUGGACCGCAACGUGGAGAUGUUCAUGACCAUCCGAGAAAUCUCUGCCCAGAACAACUGCCUGGCGCGCCCCAACAUCUUCCUGCACCCGGAGAUCGAGCCCAAGCUGCUGGGCAAGCUCAAGGACAUUGUCAAGAGGCACCAGGGCACGGUGACCGAGGACAAGAGCAACGCGUCCCACGUCGUCUGCCCCGUCCCCACCAACCUGGAGGAAGAGGAGUGGGUCCGGCCGGUCAUGAAGCGCGACAAGCAGGUCCUGCUGCACUGGGGCUACUACCCCGAUAGCUACGACACCUGGAUCCCUGCCAGCGAGAUCGAGGCCUCGGUGGAGGACGCCCCGACACCGGAGAAGCCGCGGAAGGUCCACGCCAAGUGGAUCCUGGACACGGACACGUUCAACGAGUGGAUGAACGAGGAGGAUUACGAGGUGACGGACGAGAAGAGCCCGGUCGCCCGCAGGAAGAAAAUCUCGGCCAAGACGCUGACGGACGAGGUCAACAGCCCCGAUUCGGACCGACGGGACAAGAAGGGCGGCAACUACAAGAAGCGCAAGCGCUCGCCCUCCCCAUCGCCCACCCCCGAGGCCAAGAAGAACGCCAAGAAGGGACCAUCCACCCCCUACAAUAAAUCAAAGCGCGGGCACCGCGAGGAGGAGCAGGAGGACCUGACCAAGGACAUGGACGAGCCCUCGCCCGUCCCCAAUGUGGAGGAGGUCACGCUGCCCAAAACAGUGAACACCAAGAAGGACUCGGAGUCGGCGCCGGUCAAGGGGGGCACCAUGACGGACCUGGACGAGCAGGAGGAUGAGAACAUGGAGACGGCCGGCAAGGACGAGGAGGAGAACGGCGCGGGGAGCAAGGGGGAGCAGGCGAAGAACCCCGACCUGCACGAGGACAACGUGACGGAGCAGACGCACCACAUCAUCAUCCCCAGCUACGCCGCCUGGUUCGACUACAACAGCGUCCACGCCAUCGAGCGCCGCGCCCUACCCGAGUUCUUCAACGGCAAGAAUAAAUCCAAGACGCCUGAGAUAUACUUGGCUUACCGCAACUUCAUGAUCGACACGUACCGGCUGAACCCCCAGGAGUACCUGACCUCCACCGCCUGCCGCCGCAACCUGGCCGGGGACGUCUGUGCCAUCAUGCGCGUCCACGCUUUCCUGGAGCAAUGGGGUCUCAUCAACUACCAGGUGGACGCUGAGAGCCGUCCCACCCCCAUGGGCCCCCCACCCACCUCCCUUCACGUCCUGGCCGAUACGCCCUCGGGGCUGGUACCGCUGCAACCCAAGACCCCCCAGGGCCGGCAGAGCGACGGGGACGCCAAGACGGGCCGCAAGAGCAAAGCUGACGAGCUGGUCAGCGAGCCGGUGAAGGGGAAGCCGGAGCUGCAGACGUCGGCCUCGCAGCAGAUGCUCAUUCCCGACAAGAGCAAGGAGAAACCCGCCGACAUGCAGAACUUCGGCCUCCGCACCGACAUGUACACCAAGAAAAACGUCCCCUCCAAGAGCAAAGCGGCCGCCAGCGCCACGCGGGAGUGGACGGAGCAGGAGACGCUGCUGCUGCUGAGGGGGCUCCACGGGGCCGCGGUGACACCGCGCACCCCCGCCAACCCCCCCGUUCCCUCCCCCCAGGCUCUGGAGAUGUACAAGGACGACUGGAACAAGGUGUCGGAGCACGUGGGCAGCCGCACGCAGGACGAGUGCAUCCUGCACUUCCUGCGCCUGCUCGAGGACCCGUACCUGGAGGACUCGGAGGCCUCGCUGGGCCCGCUGGCCUUCCAGCCCAUCCCCUUCAGCCAGUCGGGCAACCCCGUCAUGAGCACCGUGGCCUUCCUGGCCUCCGUCGUGGACCCGCGCGUGGCCUCGGCCGCCGCCAAGUCCGCCCUGGAGGAGUUCUCCAAGAUGAAGGAGGAGGUGCCCACGGCGCUGGUGGCUCACGUCCGCAAAGUGGAGGAGGCGGCCAAGGUCACGGGCAAGGCCGACCCGGCCUUCGGGCUGGAGAGCAGCGGCAUCGCCGGCACCACCUCAGACGAGCCUGAGCGGAUAGAGGAGAGCGGCUCGGAGGAGGCGCGGGCGGAGGCGCAGCCGGCGGAGGAGAAGAAGGAGCGAAGGUGAGGGCUGUCCGGGGAGGGGACACCGGGGGGGCCGCUGGGGCCGGGACUCGAGCCGGCGGACCCCCCCCAGGAGCCCCGGGAUGGUGUCACCGAGGACGAGGCGAAGGAGAAACCCGGGGAGGCCCCCAAGAAGGAGGAGGAGAAGGGAAAGGAGCCGGAGGGCGAGAAGGAGCCCGACAAGGGUGAUGGCGAUGGAGUGGGGGAGCUGGAGAAGGAGAAGGAGGCGAAGGAGGCAGCGGACGAGGCGCCCAAGGAGCCGCCAGAGCCCGAGGCUGAGCGCAAGGCCAAGGUGGAGCGGGACAUCGGCGAGGGGAACCUCUCCACGGCCGCCGCCGCCGCGCUGGCCGCCGCCGCCGUCAAGGCCAAGCACUUGGCGGCCGUGGAGGAGCGGAAGAUCAAGUCACUGGUGGCUCUGCUGGUGGAGACGCAGAUGAAGAAGCUGGAGAUCAAACUGCGGCACUUUGAGGAGCUGGAGACCAUCAUGGACCGGGAGCGCGAGCGGUGAGGGGGCAGGGGGCGA
Molecule: messenger RNA, 3067 nt
Organism: Columba livia (rock pigeon)
Lineage: Eukaryota; Metazoa; Chordata; Aves; Columbiformes; Columbidae
Gene: SMARCC2
Product: SWI/SNF related, matrix associated, actin dependent regulator of chromatin subfamily c member 2
Biological process (GO): positive regulation of DNA-templated transcription
Cellular component (GO): npBAF complex; SWI/SNF complex; nBAF complex
Molecular function (GO): nucleosomal DNA binding; histone binding
Source: RefSeq, a predicted model, not a curated record